Molecule: messenger RNA, 1761 nt
Organism: Athalia rosae (coleseed sawfly)
Lineage: Eukaryota; Metazoa; Arthropoda; Insecta; Hymenoptera; Athaliidae
Gene: aay
Product: phosphoserine phosphatase
Exons: 7
Coding region: 619-1392 (257 amino acids)
Biological process (GO): L-serine biosynthetic process; dephosphorylation
Cellular component (GO): cytoplasm
Molecular function (GO): magnesium ion binding; L-phosphoserine phosphatase activity
Source: RefSeq, a predicted model, not a curated record
CCCGAACGCUGAUUGAGGAUUUCUUCUUUCCCGCCCAAGACCCUUCGCGCAUUUUAUCCGACAACUUUGCGCCUCCGAUUUUACUCUAUUGACACCCUCCCUGCCUACCCCCUACUUCUGCAUUCGUUACCAAUCGGUGAAGCCAAAAACUGGAUACACUUUGUUAUCUGGUAGGUGAUACGGAUGAGUGUUUCUCACGGUGCCCAGCAGUUGGAGCUACCCGCCGAGGGAAUUUACAAAAAUUCGGUACAAGGGUGCCGGUAACCCCGGAAUCGUUCACUCGCUCGUCUCUCGUCGUUUCCAUCCUUCCCCAGCUAUCGUUGUUAUCGCCGGCUUGUUUCUCCGUCCCCGCUGUCCGCCUCAACGGGUGGGGUCGGCGAUAACGGAUGAUAAAAACCUGUUACAAACGCUCUUAUCUAGAGGUGACACCCAUGACGGAACGGAUUUGCUACGGGUUCUGCCCUACGGCCGAUUAUCUCGAUGAGAACUGUUAAUUGAGCGUAUAACGUACGAGGUGCAAAAACUUCCUCGACCUUAUUCCUAUAUCCAGGCUACUUGGCGGCAAUUCGCAGCAGCAAAGAUCGAUUGUUCGCGGAAUCAGGGAAUCGAGCUACUUCUAUGUCUCUGCGAAGGCCACGACAGUCACGCGCUAACUCUACUCGCUCAACACAUUCGGUAGCCUCAUCGUCAGGUCGUCAGUGCUCGCAGAACAUUAUGGCCAAUCUGGACACAGUCAAAGCACUGUUGAGAGCUGCAGAUGGGAUCAGUUUUGACGUUGACUCAACGGUCAUACAGGAAGAAGGCAUUGACGAAUUGGCAAAGUUCUGUGGAAAAGGAGACGAUGUUGCCGCUCUAACAAAGCAAGCCAUGCAAGGAAACAUGAGCUUCCGGGAAUCUUUGGGAAUUCGUUUAAACAUCAUCCGACCUACCCAAAAUCAGGUUAAAGAUUUUAUACGUACUCAUCCAGUGCGGCUUACACCUGGCAUCAAAACUCUGGUCGAUACCAUUCAGUCACAAAAUAAACAAGUCUUCCUCAUUUCUGGUGGAUUUUACUCUCUGAUCGUGCCUGUUGCCGCCCAACUCAACAUCCCACCUGAGAAUAUUUUUGCCAAUAAACUUAAAUUCUAUUUCACAGGUGAAUAUGCAGGCUUUGACGAAAACCAGCCUACAUCUCGAUCGGGUGGAAAAUGCGACGUUAUUAAAGAGCUGAAAGAUAAGAGGCUACUGAAGACCAUUGUACACAUCGGAGAUGGAGCAACGGAUUUGGAAGUUUUGCCUCCAGCAGAUACUUUUAUCGGAUACGGAGGCAAUAUCAUCAGAGAAGAUGUCAAAGCUCGAGCUCCUUGGUUUAUCACAGACUUCAAUGAACUGGUGAAAGUGCUAGAGGAAUAACUUUCACCUAUAGUAUGUAAAUGUUUCAUUGGACUAUUACAAAGGGUGUCGUGCUCUCUCAUGCAGGCAGAGAUGAUGCAAAUAUGAAACCUGUUCAUUAAUCAAAUCGUCAGUAACCCCAUGUUUGACACAUGAGGCAAUUAAUAUUCAAUAUACAUGUAUGUAUGUAUGUAUGUAUAGUGCAUUACGUAUUGUACAUAUGUAAGAUGUUUUGAACUUCACAUUGCCCUCUCUUUCUGUAUUCGGGCAUUCAUAUUAUUACGUUUAAAUGAUUAUUACCGGUAGCCUUGCAGUACGAAAAAGGGACAGUGACUUAAAGAAAGUGACAAUUUUUCACGUAUAAGGCGUUAAUAAAAUGUUUAUACACUA